Messenger RNA from Ostreobium quekettii, 2853 nucleotides. The record is from the annotation of a GenBank genome assembly. Lineage: Eukaryota; Viridiplantae; Chlorophyta; Ulvophyceae; Bryopsidales; Ostreobiaceae.
AUGCCCUUUGUUGCGUGGCCGGAGGGCCAGACGCUCGUGGUGGUGUUGCUGACGGCGGCGGCGACGGUGUGCCGUGGUGGCGACUCGAAUUCGUCAGCUGGAGUCAACGUUUCAAAAGCUGUGUGGGAGACUCCCUGGGAGGAUGGUGGUGUUGUGCCUGCGGGUCGUCUGCCUUAUGUGGCGUCUAUCAGCCAUGUUGGCAACAACCGACAUGUCUGCACAGGGGUCCUGGUGGAUCCAUUGUACGUGUUGACACUGAGUCAAUGCGUGGAGGAAAACUCGGUGUACAGCGCUGGCAAGAAGCCCCUUGUGCACCUGGGACUGACACAUGUGGACGCAGGAACAGAACAGAUCGAAAAAGAGAUCUUUCUGGUUGAAAAGACAUUCAUCGAUGGGGAGGUGGCACUCCUGAAGCUGAGCAGGCCUUCAUGUCAGCCACAUCCCCGCAUCCUCUCCGACGAGAUGGUCCUGCGAGAUGGCAAUCAGAACCUGGUGGCCGUGGGCUGGGGACACAAGAUGGUGGAGCUGGGACAGGACAUCUUUGGCCACCUGCGCGUGGAGACGACGCAUUACUUCAGCGCCAAUUUGUGCAACAACCCAAAGCUGAUGAAUGGUGAAGUGGCAGAAGGGCACUUUUGUGGCUUCAAUUCUCAACAAUAUGCCUCCUGCAUUGUGGACUCUGGAUCCCCCAUUCUGCUUCCCCACAGGGCCGAUGAUUUUCUGGAGGACGGUGGCUAUCAGACCCUGGAUUUCUUGGUGGGCAUCAAUUUUGGAGGGGCACCGUGUGGUCAGGCUGCCAAGCCUGAUGAGUACGUGGACGUGGGGCGCUUGGAGCCAUGGAUUAAGGGCACCAUUGCCAAAGAGGCAGAAAGGCUGGCAACAGGCACUGCUGCUUUGGAGGAGCAGAUCAACAAUAACUCUCAGCCCAUCACAAAGGAGGACCUGCUCAAUACCAUUAACGCCUUUGCGCCAACACGCCCUCAGGCCAGCGACUACUUCCUGGUGGCUACCCUGGUAACCAUUUGUGUAAUGUGCUUCACUAUGCUCAUGUUAAGUGGGCACAACCCCAGGAAUUCCGAAGGGGGAACGAUGGUCAUCGCUGAUGUGGUGGAACAGUCUUCACCUCAUGGGAGAACACCUCCACACCUGAUGGGAGGCACCUCCACACCUGCUGUGAGAGUAAUUCCCCCAGCCCAGGACCAUCAAAGGAGGGAGAACUCUGCACCUGCCAUCAGGACGGUCGAUGCAGGGGGAUCAAUGAACCUUCAGAGGAUAGAAGACGCCCCACCGCUGAACGGCAGCUCUCCAGCUGCCAUGAAGAGCCCCUUUGAAGUGUACAAGGAGAGGAUGGAGUGGCUCUACAAGAUCAAAUCGUUCCCAUUCUUCAAUCUGGACAUGCAAGCUUCCAUUCUGGAGGUGAAAAUGUAUGUCAACCAGUCUCUGGGGUCAGGCGGCAGCGGUACAGUGUUUCCUGGGAUGCUGCUUGAUUUGGCCAUUGGCAGGGAGCAGAAGGUGGCGAUCAAGAAGAUGGAUCCUUUGAAGAUGACAAGCGAGCUGCAAAUCGCCAAAGUGGUGUGCAGGGACAGGCACCCCAACAUCGUCCAGAUCCUGGGUGCCAGGCUGGACAAGGUGGAGGCGCCCAACAGGCAAAGCACCAUCAUCGAUGGGUACAUGGUGAUGGAGCAGAUGUCCCACAAUUUACGGGCAGCGUUGCAAGACCCUGGGGUCGCGCUGGGCCUGUCACGGGCCCAGGCCCUGGAUAUCUUGAUUGGGGUGGCCUCCGGGUUGAUGCACCUGCACCAACUGAAUGUUGUGCAUCGGGAUGUUAAGCCUGGCAAUGUGCUGCUGAGACUGGCGAUCAUGAGCGGGAGCAUGAGUGUGGAGGUACAGGAUGUGAAGUUGACAGACUUUGACCUGUCAGGGGUGUAUGAGGACAAUCAGGUCAGUGUUGGGAUCUGUGGGACACCAGGGUACAUGGCCCCAGAGUUGAGGGGCGAAGAUGAUGGGGCCAAGGUGCAUGGGAAGGCACUGGACAUGUUCGCCUUUGGCCUGCUGAUCCGCGAAGUCAUCGGGGGAUCCAAAACCACAUUGUUGACUUCGUGCCCAAGAGAAUGGCAUGCCCAUGUGCAAGGCAUAGCAGACCUUGCUGAGCGCUGCACUUCACAAGACCCGACACAGAGGCCGAGUGCUGCUGAGGCCCUGGAGGUGCUGAAGUCAGUGAAGUCAAGAUCAUGGUUCAGCAGCAGCGGUCAUCUGAGUCGCAAGCUCACAGACAUCAUUCACCUCCUGCAUUUGGGCAACAACUGCCCCAGAGCCUUUGGGGACUCCAACUCGUAUGGGGGUCUCUGGUGGAGGGAAUGCUUGAAGCUACUGGUGGCCGUUGCAAGAGAACUGCACAGUCAGCGAUCAGCUGUCGCCAACCUCUCAGCAGAUAUCGACCUGGGAAGUUACCUGUUCAUCGAGAAGGUUGGCAAGGAUGAUGGCAGCCAUGACUACAAGGCUGUGUUUGCCAUCCCAGAGUCAGCGGAAGCUGUUCUGCAAAAAGGUGACGACUCAGUCCAGGAGCCUUCCGCCAGCUUGGGUACCCCCAAGGACAACAUCUCUGCAUUAGCCCAGCUCAUGGAUGAUCUGUUCGUGGCGACUGAGGAGGAGCGCUUCCUGCAAGAGAACGCGCUGCUGCCUCCUGAGCUGGUGGACCUUAUGGAGGCGGUGAGGACAGGGAGGAAUGGCGACACCUACAACAGUGUUGCCGAUCAGCUCCAGGCAGCAUUGGAUGGCGGCCGCUUUUGGCUCAUCAAAAGGGCCAUUCCGUGCAGGCGUCCCAACAGUGCGUCAGGUUCUGGCAGUGUGUAG